ACCCGUACCAUACAAAGCAGAGGGUUAAGGUGGAGCUAUAGCUAGAGUUAGUUGGGUUUGCUUCGUGUUCGCAUCCUCAAGGGAAUCGGCGGUCAGUGUCAUUGGCGUCAGGACAAGAAGACCAGACAAGAAAUACCGGUUUUGCUGGCAGGCUCAUCGUAAGCAUCCGAAAUGAGGCGUACCACUGCGAUAUGCGUCGUGCUCGUCCUGGCUUCAGGGGCCGUCCUAGCCGAAGAUGGCGACUUGGACUCCCUCAUCAACAGCCUGUUCACUCCGGAACCACCGGGGAAGGUCGAGACGAGUUCGAUGGCUCCCGUGCCUCCGGCACCGCCCGUUGGAUCGCAGGGUAACUGUGAGCAUGGUCAACGGUGCGUUCAGAAGUAUCUCUGCACCAACGCGAGCACAUCCGGCGAGGGUCUGAUCGAUAUUCGAUUCAACGAUGACAACCCUUGCGUGGACUAUUUGCUGCAGUGCUGUUACGAGGAGGACAUUAUCCACGCUCCAAUACCCCCACCAACGCCGACUCCACCGACGGUCCCAGUCAUGAACGAACCAGCAUGCGGCAAGCGCAACCCGGACGGUAUUGGAUUCCGCAUUACCGGUUCCAAGGACAGCGAGUCCGAGUACGGUGAGUUCCCGUGGAUGAUGGCAGUGUUGAAGCAGGAAGCCGCGCUCGAUCAGGUCGUGAAUGUGUUCCUCUGCGGUGGCUCGUUGAUUCACCCAAGGGUGGUCCUUACCGGUGCUCACUGCGUGCAGAACAAGUCACCCCAGCAGCUGAAGGUUCGCGGAGGUGAAUGGGACACGCAAACCAAAAACGAAAUCCAUCCCCAUCAAGACCGUAACGUGGCCGAGGUCAUCGUCCAUCCGGAGUACUACAAGGGUGGCCUGUACAACGAUGUUGCCCUGCUCAUCAUGGACGCUCCCUUCAACCUAGAUGAGGGCAUCCAAACAGUCUGCCUGCCUCCUCAGGAUGCCAAGUUCGAUCACCAGCGCUGCUUAGCUUCCGGCUGGGGCAAGGACGUGUUCGGCAAGGCCGGAUCCUACCAGGCCAUCCUCAAGAAGAUCGAACUUCCGAUCGUCCCCUCAGCCCAGUGCCAAUCCGCCCUCCGCUCAACCCGCGUUGGACCCAAAUUCGUCCUACACAAUAGCUUUAUCUGCGCCGGUGGAGAAAAGGGCAAGGACACCUGCAAGGGAGACGGAGGUUCCCCCCUGGUCUGCCCCAUCCAAGGCUCGUACCAACACUACUAUCAGGUCGGGCUCGUUGCCUGGGGCAUCGGCUGUGGGGAGAACCAAAUUCCCGGAGUGUACGCCGACGUGGCACACUUCCGGAACUGGAUCGACCAGCAGCUGCAUACGCGCCAAAUCGACACGAAAAGUUACACUCCAAAUGAAAAUAGAAAACAUGUUUGUGUCAACCAAGGCAAAAAGAACCGGUUUAAAGUACGAUUAGAACUUAAGCCAACCGCGAUGCUGCUGCGGCUACCGACCGUUGCCACGUUGGUGGUGGUGGCCCUGCUUGGGUUCUCCCAGGCUCAGGACGAUCUGGACGCGCUGUUCGAGUCGGUGUUCAACAACCCCGAUACCAGCUCCAACCUGGCUCCAGUUCCAACGACAGCCGCACCGUUACCUCCUCCGCCGCCAUCGGCGGGUCAACCACAGGCCCCGAUCGCUCCAAUUCCACCGCAACAUGAGCCGGUUUAUACUUGCAACGGUGAGUGCGUCCCGUACUACUUGUGCAACAAUAAUGAAAUCAUCACCGACGGAACGGGCAUCAUCGACAUCCGCGUUGGUGAGGACACCACCCAGGAGAACGAGUGCCCCAACUACCUGGAUACUUGCUGCGAAAAGAGUGACGUGCUGAUUGAGCCACCACCAACGGCGACCCAGGCUCCACCACCAAACAACCAGUACGGAUGUGGUCAGCGUAACGCCGAUGGUCUCGGCUUCCGCAUCACCGGAAACAAGGCAGGAGAGUCCGAGUACGGCGAGUUCCCCUGGAUGGUGGCUGUCCUGCGCGAAGACAAGGUCAUGGACUCGACGUUGAACGUGUACGAGUGCGGAGGUUCGCUGAUCGCCCCCAACGUCGUCCUGACCGCGGCCCAUUGCGUUGCCACCAAGCAGCGCGAGACCCUCGUUGUCCGUGGAGGAGAAUGGGACACCCAGACCAAGAACGAACUGUACCCGCACCAGGACCGUCGUGUGCGCGAGGUCAUCGUCCACGAGAAGCUCAACAAGGGCUCGCUGGCCAACGAUAUUGCUCUGCUCAUUCUCGAACAACCGUUCGACCUGGCCGAAAACAUCCAGCCAGCCUGUCUGCCCCCGAAGAACACCAAGUUUGACGGCGCCAACUGCUUUGCCUCCGGCUGGGGCAAGAACAUCUUCGGCAAGGAGGGCAAAUACCAGGUCAUCCUGAAGAAGGUCCAACUGCCGGUCGUCGCCCACGACAAGUGCCAGGCGUCCCUUCGCAAGACCCGUCUCGGCAACCGUUUCCGUCUGGACCCGAGCUUCGUGUGUGCCGGUGGCCGUGCCGGAGAGGAUACUUGCCGUGGUGAUGGAGGUUCGCCGCUGGUGUGUCCCAUCCAAGGAUCUCCGACGCACUACUAUCAGGCCGGUAUCGUUGCGUGGGGUAUUGGCUGCGGAGAGGACAACGUGCCCGGAGUGUACGUCAACGUGCCGCUGUUCCGCGACUGGAUCGAUCAGCAGCUGGCGACGCGCAAGGUCGAGGCCAAGCACUACACGUACUCGGGUUAGAGCUAGGAGUGCAUGAGAUUUGUGAAGGACAUUUUUUUUUAUACUUUAAGACGAUCGGAGAAUACAAAGUCAGUAAACGUUAAAACUAGACAACCUACAAAAAUAAACGAUUUUGAAAAUUAA
Messenger RNA from Culex pipiens pallens (northern house mosquito), 2874 nucleotides. RefSeq lists its product as uncharacterized. The record is from RefSeq and is a predicted model, not a curated record. The coding region runs from base 172 to 2751 and encodes 859 amino acids. Lineage: Eukaryota; Metazoa; Arthropoda; Insecta; Diptera; Culicidae. Gene Ontology annotation, biological process: proteolysis. Gene Ontology annotation, molecular function: serine-type endopeptidase activity. The transcript is spliced from 7 exons.